Cadophora gregata is the source of this 1990-nucleotide messenger RNA. RefSeq lists its product as uncharacterized. Lineage: Eukaryota; Fungi; Ascomycota; Leotiomycetes; Helotiales; Ploettnerulaceae. The transcript is spliced from 3 exons. The coding region runs from base 634 to 1563 and encodes 309 amino acids. The record is from RefSeq and is a predicted model, not a curated record.
AUCAUGUUUACCAGUACAGGUGCUUGAUCUCCGAUUUGGUGCCACUAAGGUACCUUGACUCCUGCUUGUGUGAGUUGGUCACGUCACCUGACGUCUAGUUCACAUCUGGUUCGUACGUGGCUCCUGCUGUGCUUUCCUACCUUAUCCAAUAGCACUCUAAUUGAGCUGGAAACAUCUACCCACCUCCAUACCCAUGCGGCUAUAAUUAUCAUCAGCUUUCCUUCGCUCUUGGUCCUCCAUCGCCACAACGGCAGCGUCAUGAAUGCCUUCAGCCGGCGCAGAUAUGACUUCCGUAGCUCUCGAACAUAGAAAUUUUUCAUGACAUCUACUCUAAUCGGAAUGAAUAUUGCGCCGUGUCUCCCUGCGGGCUGGCUUCAAGCCGCGGAGAGACUGACAGCUCAAGGCACAAUGCAAGGAGAUAUGGCUUAUAAAAGGAUUACCUUGCUGUCAACUUUGAAUCCUCGAUACCGAUCUCGUCUUGUUCAAUUAUUUUGAAGGCAGAGAACCAAAGCCUCAUAUUUUCUUGUCUGCAUCUGCUCUCACCCAGUUCACCGCCCUGAUGAACAUUCACAUCUUCACGUUUCCAAUAAGACAUAUCGAAAUCUAGACCUGUUGCAUCCGGGUCUCUUCAAGAUGCCCAAGUACGAUCCUGAGAAUGAUAUCCCAGAUCUUUCUGGGAGAGUAAUAGUUGUCACUGGAGGAACCGCUGGCCUCGGCGCCCAAACAGUGACCCUCCUGGCCGCCCACUCGCCCUCUCACAUCUUCUUCACCGGCCGCUCCACCAAUGCCGCCCAAAAAUUAACCAUAGCCCUCAAAACCGCACACCCAACCACCCCAAUAACUUUCAUCCCAACCGACCUUACCUCUCUCUCCAGCGUCCAAGCCGGCGCCAAGCACAUCCUCUCCCUCACCACCCGCCUCGACAUCCUCAUCUGCAAUGCCGGCGUCAUGGCCCUCCCACCAGGUCUCACAGAAAACGGCUAUGAGAUCCAAUUCGGAACGAACCACGUCGGCCACGCCCUUCUCAUCAAACUCCUCCUGCCAGCAAUGCUUGCCACAGCCAAACUUCCCGGUGCCGACGUCCGAGUUGUGUCCUUGUCAAGUGAAGGCAAUCAAGGGCAUCCCCUUGGCGGGAUAAUAUUUAAAGACUUGAAAACGGUUCAAAACUUCCGCUUCAUGGGGCCAUGGCAGAGAUACGGACAAUCCAAACUAGCGAAUAUUCUCUACGCCGCGGAGCUAGCACGGCGAUACCCUGAUUCAGGGAUCUUGUUCACGAGUGUGCAUCCGGGGGUUUUUAACACGGGGUUGGUGACGAGUUUGGGAUUUUUGAGUAAGGCGUUGGUGUGGGUGGGGACGUUUGGGCAGGUUAAGGAUGAGUCGAAGGAGGGGCAAGGUGCGUGGAAUACUUGUUGGGCUGCGACGGCCGGGAGAGAGGAGGUGGUUAAUGGUGAGUUUUACUUCCCAGUUGGUGUGGUGGGGAGGAAAGUCAGGGAGAAUACGAAUGAGAAACUGGCGGGGGAAUUGUGGGAGUGGACGCAGAAUGAGUUGGAUAGUUGGAAUUGACUUCGAUAGUUCAUGAGAUUGCAGCGUCUUUCUAUUUUCAUUCCAUGAGUUGUGGUGGAAGGUUUGUUGGCUCAUUACCUACCAUCUUGCGUUCUCAUAAUCAUUUAACCGAGUGUCCCCUCACAUGCCUUGAGCAUAGAAUAAAUACUCCUGCUAUCAAAUACACACGUUCAGUCCGUCGAUAUCCAUGUACACACUGAUAACCCUGUCUGUAAAUUGCAAGAAUGAGCUAGGUAUGCAGAGCGAAGGUAUCGCUGGGCAAGUAUUGGGAGAUCCACUGCGAAGGAACAAUGUACAUUUGCAGAGGUUUGUCUUGUUUUGCUCCUGAUACCAAGCCCAAGAGGUGGCUGGUACCGAACACGCUUCCUGGUAGUCACUUAAUCGUCGCUCAUGCCAAAGUUAGCAUUAGGUAUCUUCGAUAUACAGU